AUGGUUCGAGUCACCGACGACAUUGAGCUCGCGCCGGAGCAGCUCGUCGCAUACCACGCCUCGGAUCCCCUCCUCGGCCACCUCCCCAUCGUCGUCCUCUACGGCGCCGCGACGACGGCCAACCUCGCGCACCACAACAGCUCGCGCGUCCAGAUCCACGUCCUCUCGCCCGCCGGCCUGCGCAGCUUCCCGCGCCUGACCAUCUCCCCCAACUCGCCCUACUACAGCGUCGUCGCCCGCCUGCCGCGCGAGUUCCAGGGCGACGACGUCUACCGCGCCCUCGCCUUUGGCCUCUUUCGCUGCUUCGCCGAGCUGCCCGACGGCGUCCGCGCCCAUCUGCGCAAUGCCUACCCCACCAGAGGCCGCCUCCCGACGACGACGACGACGGCCGCCGCCCAUGACGCGGCGCCGCUGUUUGGCGACCAGCACGCUGCCAACGUCGUGGCGUCCAUGGUCCAGAGCGACAACAUUGCCGCCGUCGUGACGGCCCUCCAGGAUGCCCUCCAGCCGCAGCACGUGAGCAACCUCGACAUUGACUUCAUCCUGCCCCCGGGCUCCAUCGUGCCGAUGCAGGAAGAGGACCUCGAAGACGUGCCCGAAGACGAAGACGACAUCCUCGACCCCACGCUCCGACAGUACGGCGGAUAUACCCCCCUGGUGAAGCUGCUGGGCGAGCCCGUCUUCAUCCCGACGAGUCGACUGCGCCGCGCACCGUCAAAGCCGACAUCGAUAAACAAGAGCAAGACCUUUACCGUGGAGCAAAAGAUUGAGCUGCGCAUGAAGCUUGCGGAGCUCGUCGAUACCGAGGAGCGCUAUGUCUUGAAGCUCAACGAGCUCGCUCACGCCGUCGUCGACAAGUUUCGCGAUGGCGCCCAGCAAAGACUAGGACAGACCCUCACUGCUGCUGAAGAGGAGCUGGCGCGCUUGUUCCCAGGUGCGGCCGACGAGAUUCUAAACCUCAACUCUGCAUUCUUGUCAGAGUUGCAGAACGUCAUGGACGAGACCGAGGAAGAGGCGCUGGUUGACAUGGAGGGCAACAGUGCACACCUCAUGAGUCCUCGCCAGGCCGGCAUGGCGCGCAUCAAAGACCCCAUUGGUGCGCUAGCCAUGGCAAAGGUGUUCCUGGAGUGGUUCCCGAAAUUUUCAGACUGCUACAGAGACUACAUCAAGGCCAGCCAGCAUUUCCCAUCGUCAAUGGAUGGCUUCUUGGACCCGCAGGCGACACCCCAACGAGGCGACCAAGCUACAAAAUCCGCCCUGAUUGAGCCUGUGCAACGCCUGCCUCGCUAUAGCUUGUUGAUUGAUCAGAUAGUCGCUUCGCUACCCAUUACACAUCCCGCGCUGCAGUCGAUGCUGAAAGCCAGAGACAUUAUUACGAAUAUCUGCUCACUAGACACGGCCGAAACGACCAAGCCUCAGCUUGCCAGCCAGCUUCGAAAUAUUGUGGAGGCGUGGCCGGCAGAUCUUGAGCCCAAGGGCCGUCUCAUCGGAGCCGCCGAUUUCAUCGAACUUUCUCCUCCGUUUGAGGUCUCCCUCACCGAAAGCGAUAGCAGGGGCAUCCUGCUGCUGUUUGCCGACUGCGUGGCUAUUCUCAAGAAGACUGGCCGGCUCACGGGCAGAGAUUUGCUGAGGGAGAUUGGCAAGCCGUCCGCUGCAGAAUUGCUCAUUUCUAUGACGAAUGCCGCAGGCGGCUCCGCAGCAUACGAGUUUGCCUUUACGGGCUGGCACGACCUUGCCAGCGUGCGCUUCACCGAGUCUGCUAAUGGCAGCCUCGCGUGGAUGACGUCGACGCAGAAUAUGAAAGCCGUGCACACUGGCGAGCACCGCAUCAGCCCGUCGCCAACAGCGAGAUGCUUCCUGCUGCAGGAGCUGUAUGAAGGAAAAGCGUCCCGGUGGGGAGAGGAUGUCGCCAGAGCUAGGAUUGAAGCACGCUUCUCAGAGUCCGAAAGAGAGGAUCCGUGCUGGACGCUGCGCACCAUCCGUAUGCCCGAUAGCAAUCUGGGGCUCCACACUGCCGUUUUCCAAGAAGGCGCCGAUCAGCUUGUCGAGGGCCGUCGCGAGCCUGCUGCAGUGCGCGUUGUUGUCGAUCACGAAAGAGGGACAAAGGGUGCGCCAGUCGGACACUACGGUGUAGAGAUUGUCAUUACAGUGGCCGCCAACGAUCUGCGACGAAUAUCAAUGCUCACCGUCGGUCUGCACGGCAAGCAGUAUCAAGACGAUGUUGCUUUGGAAGAUUUUAUUCCAACAAUGUCUCGAAGAAUAAUUCAACUCCUCAACACUCAAUUCAACAUUGCCAAUAUGAAUCUCACAGCGGCCCUCGUUUCCUACAACAGUAAAAUCCUGCGCAGCUUGAACUUUGCUACCGGACAGACGACCCCUGUGUCCCGAGCGGAAAAGACUCGAUCGUUUCUCUCAAGUGCAUCGCCAGUGAAGCUGCUGUCGAACUUGUGGGGUGGAACCAGCAGUAACAAUGCUGCCAGCAAUACUAGCACCGCAACUCCGGACUCGAUAAUAUCGACUGCGACUGUUGCGCGCCAGCCAUCACUUCAUCGCAGCAACAGCUACCACUCAAUAUUGGGAUCCAUUCGCGGCGAGCGCUCCUUUAUUGAAGAUACACCACCUGAUAAUCCCAUCGUACGACUAGAGGAGACCUUCACAGCAUAUGCAGCGGCCUUGCAGGAACGGAAAGGCGCGAUCAACGGCAGAACACUGAUGAAUCGAUCUUCCGUAGACGAGGUGUUGGUCAACGACGUCUACAACCGUCUUAUUGAGAAUCCCUACGACUAUGAACUGCCGGUGGAUGUGAGCACCGAAGUCAUCUUUGUUGCUUUCGAAAACUUCUUGCGCAUAGCAUGGACGGAGCAAAUGGGUGCAGUCAUGUCCAAGCAGUCCAUGAACACUCUGCAAGAUCGGGCCAACCGCAGGGCGCUCGGCGACUUUGCAGACUUUGUCCGCUAUUUGUUCUCCGACAUGGCACCCCAGAACCGCCGCGCAUUUGCGGCCCUUAUCAAACUACUGGCUGAUCUUCUCGAUGGAUGCAGCGACGACGGCGACCGAGGUGCUUUGACGAUUGCCUUUGCUGAGCUGCUCGUUAUGGACGGAACGGCUUCUUAUUAUAUUAAUCUUUUGGAUCGCCUGGUGGAAGAUUGCGAUCGAAUCUUUGGCGGCACAAGCCCAAACCAGAGCUUUUCAUUCGAGGCCGCUUCCAUGACAGGAUCUGUCCGAUCCACAACGCUGCGCAGAGGAGUAUCGAUGACGGGCUCUGUUGCGUCAAAUGCCUCGUCGCUGCGUAAAAAGUUUGGCCUGGAUGUGCUCAUGCGGCAGAGCAAGGACGACAGACCGGAGCGGCCUUCUGUUUGGAGGAGCCUCAGCAAACAUCGCAAUCCCGCAACGGGGGAGCCCUCUAGUUUUUCGAGACGCACAAUGAAGCAGGGUUUGAUGGGCGAGGAUGGUACCUUGCCUAGGCUCUUGCAGCGAGGCAACAGCGCUCGAGAGCGGCCAACAAUUGCUGGUGCUUUUGACGCCCCGAGCAGACCGACAAGCUCACACAGAGCAGAGUUCCCGCUAAGCACAAUCGGUGAGCCCAAGAACGAAGGCGCAUCGCCAUCGAGGUUCAAGCACAAACGCCGAAGCUCCUUGUCCGAUCUGAAGAGCUUGUUGGAGGCGACGACCCUUGACGACAAGGAAGAGGCUGUCCAACCGCUGCAGCUUUCAAAACAGACCUCCGGAAAAGCAAAUACUGCUGCCGGACAAGGGUUGCCGCGAGACAUUAGUGGUGGCUCGCUGCAGAAGGAAAAUAUGGAGUCCUCUGAGAGCUUGAUGACUCUAGAUAGCGGCAGCGUGCCUAGCAAAACGUCGUCGCCUGUCAAGCCCGUUGUCAAGCAUGCCAAGGCGCUGUCUGUAACAAAUAUCCCCAUGCUGAAGCCCAUCCAGCUUGGCCCGUCCACAGCAGCAUCUGCCAACAAAGCCGCCGGUGGGCUUACACGAUCGCCGGCGCGCCUGAGGCUGCAGUCGCCACAACGACUUCGAGAACGCCUACAGACAAGCAAGACUGCCGUGGAUGAAGCCAGCACUGCAUUGCGAGCCGAGAUGCAAAAGGCCACGGAUCAAGCUUCCUAUGGCAACGCCUUCUCUAGCAGGGAAACCUUUGACGCGCAGGCGAUGCAAACUUUGGAAGGCAAGCUCAACAAGACUAUGCAAGAGCUGCAAGACAAGUACUCUGUCUUGCAAGAGGAAAUGGAUACGACUCUCAAGGCUACUGAAGCUAAGAUGCGCUCCAUAGACCAGCUCCACAAGGAAGUCUCGGCCGAAAACGAGCUGAUUUACGAAAAGUUCAACGACGAGCUCGGCAAGAUCGUCAAGGCGCUCCGUAGCAAGGGCAAGGAGGACAAGGAAGAGCUCAUGACCAAGCUCAAAGAGCAGUCGGAAGCAGCGGCCAAGCUGAGACGGGAGAAUGGCCGGCUGAAGAGGGAGAAUAUCAGCCUCCGCGCGUCGUUGAAGCAACAACCCGAGUAA
Messenger RNA from Akanthomyces muscarius, 4515 nucleotides. RefSeq lists its product as uncharacterized. The transcript is spliced from 2 exons. NCBI's taxonomy places the organism in Eukaryota, Fungi, Ascomycota, Sordariomycetes, Hypocreales, Cordycipitaceae. Gene Ontology annotation, molecular function: guanyl-nucleotide exchange factor activity. The record is from RefSeq and is a predicted model, not a curated record. The coding region runs from base 1 to 4515 and encodes 1504 amino acids.